Raphanus sativus (radish) is the source of this 1524-nucleotide messenger RNA. RefSeq names its product probable xyloglucan galactosyltransferase GT12. Gene Ontology annotation, molecular function: glycosyltransferase activity. The record is from RefSeq and is a predicted model, not a curated record. The transcript has a single exon. NCBI's taxonomy places the organism in Eukaryota, Viridiplantae, Streptophyta, Magnoliopsida, Brassicales, Brassicaceae. Bases 1 to 1524 code for a protein of 507 amino acids.
AUGAAGAAACCUGUUCCAAGGCUUAGGUUUAUCAUCUCAGUUAUUUUUGUGUUAUGUCUGUUCGUUGUGUUUCAAAUCCAUAAAUCAGAUUUGUUCGGGAAAACUCUCCAAACCCCUUACCAAGUAAACAACAUAUUCAUAUCCAUCGCUUCUUCUUCUUCUUCACACCGUCAAAACUUCCUCACCAAAUAUUCGAACGAGAGUGAUGGAAAUAGAGCGAAACAUCCUGACGCAGUAGAAACAGAUACUUGUGCUGGAAGGUACAUAUAUAUGCACGAUCUUCCAAGCUUAUUCAACGACGAUAUCAUCAAAAACUGUCGAACACUAAUCAAAUGGUUCAAUAUCUGUCCCUUCAUAGUCAAUUCCGGUCUCGGUCCCCAGGUUUUAGAGUACGCUAACAAGACACCUCAAGUCUUAACCACCAAAACCGGUUCUUGGUACUCAACAAACCAGUUCUUGCUAUCGGUUAUCUUCCGAGAGAGGAUGAAACAUUACGAGUGUUUGACCAACGAUUCAUCUCAAGCCUCAGCGAUCUACAUCCCAUACUUCGCGGGGCUCGACGUGGGCCGCCACCUCUGGGGAUACAACACAAUGGUUAGAGAUGCACUGGGGACAAAGCUGGCUCGGUGGCUUAGAGAGAGACCCGAGUGGAGGAAAAUGCACGGUCGAGACCAUUUCUUCGUAGCCGGACGGAUCGGUUGGGACUUCAGGAGAUGUUCUGAUGAAGCUUCAGAUUGGGGAAGCAACCUGAUGUGCUUGCCUGAAUUUUCCAACACUACGAUGCUAUCUAUCGAAACCACGGCUUGGACCAACGAGUUUGCGCUUCCUUAUCCGACUUACUUCCAUCCAAAGAGCUUAACCGAGGUUCGGAUAUGGCAAAGGAAAGUGAAGAGUGUGGAGAGGACACACUUGUUUUGUUUCGUUGGAGCACCAAGGCCGAAGCUAGAUGGAUCCAUCAGGGGAGAGAUCAUAAAGCAGUGCCUUGCGUCACACGGUACAUGCAAGUUUCUUAACUGUAAUGAACCGGGUAAGGAUUGUGAUAAUCCGGUUAAGAUCAUGGAUGCGUUUGAACGUUCGGUUUUCUGUUUACAACCUCCUGGAGAUUCAUAUACUCGAAGAUCGAUUUUUGAUUCGAUUUUGGCCGGUUGUAUACCGGUUUUCUUCCAUCCCGGUUCGGGUUAUAAGCAGUAUAGGUGGUAUUUUCCAAAGGAUUAUACCAAGUAUUCGGUUUACAUACCGGAGAAUGGAAUGAAAAAUGGAACGGUUAGUUUGAGGAAUUUGUUGGGUAGGAUUGAUAUUGAUAAGGAGAGUGUUUUGAGGAUGAGAAACGAGGUUGUGAAGAUUAUACCGAAGAUAAUAUACACUAAACCGGGAUUGGUUGGAUCAGAGAAGAUUGAAGAUGCGUUUGACAUUGCAGUUGAUAGGGUUAUUGAGAGGGUAACAAUGGUUAAGAGGAUGAUGGAAGAAGGAAAAGAUAUUCGGAGUGAGUAUUCACAAAUAAGGGAUUUGAGAAAACUUGAGUGA